Canis lupus familiaris (dog) is the source of this 321-nucleotide messenger RNA. It is a transcript of the gene DEFB132, whose product is annotated as defensin beta 132. The record is from RefSeq and is marked provisional. Gene Ontology annotation, biological process: innate immune response. NCBI's taxonomy places the organism in Eukaryota, Metazoa, Chordata, Mammalia, Carnivora, Canidae. The coding region runs from base 1 to 321 and encodes 106 amino acids. The transcript is spliced from 2 exons. Gene Ontology annotation, cellular component: extracellular region.
AUGAAGCUCCUGCUCCUGGUCUUUGCAUCCUUUGGAUUCCUGGUGACUCCAGCCAGCGGGGGCGGGACCAGCUGCGGGCGCAAGUACCCCGGUCGCUGCAAGCUGCACUGCCACUCCCAGGAAAGAUCCAUAUUCAUCUGCGACAGGUACCGACUGUGUUGUAUGAAAAACCCCAUAGAGGGCAUCACGGCAUCUCCUGUCCACAGAGCUAAGCACCCCUGCAGAAAAACGACAGAAAGCCAAAAUGUGGAGCAACAAAUGGCUUCAACUCCACAACCACUGUCCUCUCCGAGUAUUCCAAGUACUGUCAUCUCCUCAUAA